Messenger RNA from Bubalus bubalis (water buffalo), 1952 nucleotides. RefSeq names its product V-set pre-B cell surrogate light chain 3 (gene VPREB3). The transcript has 2 exons. Bases 1352 to 1828 code for a protein of 158 amino acids. Gene Ontology annotation, biological process: immunoglobulin production; immune response. The record is from RefSeq and is a predicted model, not a curated record. Lineage: Eukaryota; Metazoa; Chordata; Mammalia; Artiodactyla; Bovidae.
GGUUCCUGGAGGGGGAGCAUCCUCAACCUUGCAGGCCCCCUUCACAGGCGCACUCCCGGCCUCCCCGUCUUCUGUCCCCUGUUCUUGUUGAAGUAUGAUUGGUAUACAGUUCACAGCCACCGUUUGGAGUGUUCUCCACACUAAGGAUACAGAACAUGUCCCUCGUCCUCCCCAAACUCCCAGCCAGGCUGUCACGAAGAGGGAGGCGGCCGACGGGGCAGGGCCUUGCACUCCCUGCGUGUGGGGUCCACCGGGGUCGUCACCGUGUUGGUGGCUCCUUCCUCUCAUGCCAGGUGGGUCCCCCUGCCUGGAGGUGCCCGUGGAUCUGCUCACUGCCUGCUCUUUGGGUUGUUUCCCGUGUGGGGUGAUGAAGAAGGCCAGUACAGACACUCGCCAGCAGGUCUCUGGGUGAACAGGUAUUUAUUUCUCCUUCUUGAGGGCAGAUCCUGGGAGUGGGGUGCCGGGCUGUCCGGGGAGAGUAUGCUUCUGUUUCUAAGGAGCUGCCGGUGUUCUCAGCGUGCUGCACCGUGUCACGGCCCCUCUGUGCAUCUGCUGGUGGCCAGGCCUCUAGACUCAGGAAACCUCCUUCUCAGCGGCCCUCCCCGCCGGGUGGUCAGGCCGUCUGUGCCCUUCUGGGGGCAGACCUCAGCGCCGGAGGUGGGAGGAGGCCCAGAUCCCAGUGCAGCCCGCCAGCAUCGCUCUGCUUCCCUCGGCAUUCACAGCUGGAGAAAGGGCAAGGAGCGCUGGCCGCAGCCCCACCUGGAGGACGCCCUUCGACGGCAGCAGGUGCUCAGAGGUGGCCCCGGGGCAGCAUUCCCCAGACUCACAGGCCAGUGCUUUCUCCCCAGGACGCCACUGUGUCUGGGGACCCGAGUCCUGCAGCACGGUCGGGAGCGGCUGUGGCCAGAUUCCGGCCUGCACCCUUGGCUCCAGCCACCACCCCUGUUUGUCAAGGGGUUUUUGUCUUCCGAGCCGCCGAGGAGGGGGUCUUUUGUCUGCAGUGUCACGGAAGUGCCAUAAAGAGGGGCCCACAGUGGGAGCUUUAUAACAUUGGUGCGGAGGGCUGUAACAGGUCAGGGAGGCACUUGAGGGAGCCUUCUAGGGCGAUGGAGAUGUUCUAAAAUUUGGUCUGGGUACAGGCUACAGAGAUAUAUGUGUGUGUGUGUGUGUGUGUAAAACCCUCGAGCCACACGUGUGAAGUCUGUGCACGUGACUGUACACAUGAGACCUCGGUGGAAAGCAGCCACCUGCUCUGACUGCACCUGUGGAUUUCCAGCUCCUGCCCUCAGGCGGCCCUGCGGCCCGCUGGCUGACGCCCGCCCGCCCCCGCUGUGGGGGGAGGUGGGGGCUGAUGAUUUGCAUGCCCUGUCGGUCCAGCGGCCUCCCUUGCGUGGAGGUCCCGAAGCACCUGGAGCACCGCCGGCAGAACAGCGGACUCCCGCCUGCCUCCCUGCCUCCGGCCAUGGCCUGCCCGCCUCUGGCCCUCUUUCUGCUCGGGGCCCUCCUGGCAGCCUCCCAGCCAGCCCUGACCAAGCCAGAAGCACUGCUGGUCUUCCCAGGCCAAGUGGCCCAACUGUCCUGCACGAUCAGCCCCCAUUACGCCAUCGUCGGGGACCUCGGCGUGUCCUGGUAUCAGCAGCGAGCAGGCAGCGCCCCCCGCCUGCUCCUCUACUACCGCUCAGAGGAGCACCAACACCGGGCCCCCGGCAUCCCGGACCGCUUCUCCGCAGCUGCGGAUGCAGCCCACAACACCUGCAUCCUGACCAUCAGCCCUGUGCAGCCCGAAGAUGACGCCGAUUAUUACUGCUUUGUGGGCAACUUAUUCUAGGGGUGUGGGAUGAGUGCCUUCCAUCUGCCUGCCACUUCUACUCCUGACCUUGGGACCCUCUCUCUGAGCCUCAGUUUUCCUCCUCUGUGAAAUGGGUUAAUAACACUCACCAUGUCAACAAUAA